CGAGCCUCCUUCGAUCCUGCUGCAAGGAUUUUGCACCGUCUCCGCUUACGUCCCGAUUCUGCUUGUUGCGGUGAUGUUUCUCAAACUCCUCUUUCGUCGCGGAACAAGUCAACUCGUGAAUAUCUCGUUCCUUGGCGUCUUGGUGUUCGUGAACGAGAUCGUCAUCAAGAAGUUGAUGCGGCAGUCACGACCCGCCGAAUCUUGUGCUGGCAAUUUCGGCAUGCCCAGUGGUCAUUCGACGGUGUCUGCAGGACUCUUCACGUUGAAGAUCUUACAGUUGAUCUACAAGACUGACCUGCACAUGCAAUUGAGGAAGAACGCGAUUCGAGUUUGGAAGGGGUAUCAUGAUGAAUAUGAGGUCGUUCAGAAUGAGAAUGAGCAGAAUGCAGACAACAAGAUCAACAAGAAUAUAGUUGCACAACUUGAACUUGAAGGUGGCAAAGAACUCGACCACGUGGCCAACACAUCCUCCACGACGCCAGCAACGGACAAAGCGCGAGCUGGAACAGGUGGCUGUGCUGCAUCUGGUCGUAGGAGAGCACAGAUGAUGCCACAAGCGCACCAGGAGGCACCAGAGGAUGAAGUACAACUGGACGUUGCGAUUGUUCCAGCGUCUUCAGAUCAAAGUACAACUGACGAGAACUACGAUACUUCUGAAGAAGGCCGCAUGCAGAACCGUCUAUCAGCUAUCGAGGAAGAAAUCAUGGAUGACGAGGCAGAGCGCUUGUUGUCUUUUUCUUCGAACUUCAAGGGAGGUGCGCAAGCAGCAGAUGCUGCGACAAUACAAGAGAUGGCUGUUGGUAUCUAUGGUCCCGAGGAUGCUGCCAUUGCCAGAGCCAGUGUUCAUUAUCCACGGAUCCUGGAAAAUGAAUCGGAGAACACCGGACGACGGGAAGGGCUCAAAUUGGUCGGAAGGAACGAUCGGAACAAGAAUAACAGGAGUAAAUCCUCGGGAAAUACAAAUAAUGCAAAAAGUAACAUGAUCAAGGUGAAGAUGACUAAAGCAGAAGAUGAUGUGGUAGUAGGUGACGAAGGAGCAGCCACUGAGAAUGAGGAUUUUUGCAGUGUCGCUCCACCACCGCUCAACACAGGAACUCGGAGGAGCAAACGUCCCGCAUCGCUGUCCACAACAACUAAGAGAGCACCACAACGAAGUGACGAUUUGUACUUCCUCUACUCACGGCUACUCCGACGCCCUUUUUCUCGACUGUUCGGUUGCUGCGAGGCAGAGAAAUACGACUACAACGGUAAUUUCUGUGACGCUGGAGAGGAUGAGGUUGUUUCGCAUGCUGAAGCUGCGCUGUGGGCCUUCGUUUGGGUGGGGUUAUUGUUACGGCGGACUGAGUAAAGACUAAUAAUAGUUGUGAGUUGUUUGUUCCAAUUGAUUACUAGAAUUGCAUUCUAGUAAUCGACUCGGAAUCUGAAUCAACAAAUAUCAACAACGUGUACUACUAUUACUAGGUCUCUGAUCCUACUUGAUGUACUGGCUCUAACCAUUGGCCCCGUCGGUCCUUGUCGUGCUGUUCUCAGGGACCACACUCCGAGUCAGAUCAUGACAGGUCUUAUCAGCGGUUUCUGUGUCGGAGCUCUAUGCUUCUUGGCCACUCGUGCUCUAGCCAGACGUUGCUCCCAUCAUCUUGGGCGUCACAUCUGCUGUUUUCUCAAGCACGAUUUCGCAGUGCCGUUUCAUCAAUUCCGUAUUCAAAUCUUGGAAGAUACUUUGCCGAGACUCAAGGUGAAAAUAUCUGCGCGAUCCCAGACUAAACAGCUUCAAAAUCCACGACAUGCAGCCCAUCAACAAGACGACGACUACACCACAACAACGUCUUCUUCAGGAGCAUCCUCAGCACGACCCUCUGCACAAGGACAAGCUAUGAGAACAUCAUCUCGUGUCUUCCAGAAAAUCACCGACCAAGAGGAAUACGAAACGAUUCGCCACUUCCGCAGUAUCCUAUUGCAGGUGCAAUGGUAUUACCGACAGCGAAAAGCCGCUUUGUCUAGAGCAGAGAAGGAGGGGUUGGAUCAGGACAUUUCAGCCUGUACUCACAAAGUUUCUGAGGUGAUGGAACUAAGACGCUGUGUAAGGCAAGCGAUGAAGGAAUGUUUCUUUUUUAGUCCUGCUGAAGAUGAUCUUCUGAAGCGGAACAACAAUAACAGAAAUCCUCGUUAUAAAGUUGGAGAAAACUUUGCUGCGCCUGGAGACUUGAUUCAACUUGUAGGAGAGCAAGAAUACGACGACCAAAUAACGGAAAACAACGCUACAACAAUGUUGAACAAUCUCGAACCUCAAGUACCACUCCUAAAUGGUAAUGGACAACAUAUCAUAAUGCCUGCACUAGAAGAAAACGUGGUUGACCACGAUACAACUUCGAGGCAGGAGGAAGAACCUUGUACAAGUAAUGCAGAAGCGGCUUUGACAGAACCACUGCUAGGCUCCGCGAAAUAAGGAACUCACGCCCUAGGAUAAGAAUGAUACGAUGUAACUCCAACUGGUAAGUAGUUUAUUUUUGUUAUUUUGGUGUUGUGGAAGAUCCGCAUGCUGGUGCUGAAGGUGGAAUAUGAUGUUGUGUGUUUCUACUGCAUCUUCAACUAGUGUCGCUUGAUACAUAGUUUCUUUAACGAAGUUUCCUUUUUCAUAGUGUGUUAAAAAUCCGUAAUUUCCGAACUCGAAUCAUCAUGUUCAUGAGUUUCUUUUGUCCAUCGAACGCUCUACACGAACAAGCCAGAAAACAUCAUAAAGCCAAAGCUGCACAUAAAAAUCUACUACACCAUAAUCUGCUUUUGAUGAGGCACACGACAUGGCUACACAGGAACAUAGGCGAUCCAAAGCAGAUUUGAAUGAUUUUUUCUGAGAAUAUUUUUUAGUCCAAGUUCUUUUCAUCGACAAUCUAAAGAACUUCUUGGACAUCAAAAUGGAGUGCUUCUAGUUCCACUGAUGUAGAUCUGCAAUUUUAGCUGGAC
Amoebophrya sp. A25 is the source of this 2961-nucleotide messenger RNA. The record is from the annotation of a GenBank genome assembly. NCBI's taxonomy places the organism in Eukaryota, Dinophyceae, Syndiniales, Amoebophryaceae.